UAGCCAAAGGCCAGUGUUUGUGAAUGAUGAAUUUGACGAUAGUACCCCUGAGUGAGCCAAUCAAGAAUGAACCCUAACCAAGCUUGACUCAGAAUCAGAACAGAACACACAACCCACCAUCUUCUCCAUUUGUCUCUGUCUCUGUAUCUUUCUGUCCACUGAAACGCCAUUGGAUCUCACUCUCUGAACGUUCUUCCAUUUUCAGGUUGUAUUAUUGAGGAAAGCUCUUUUGCAUGUGUAAUAGAGAAAAUGGUUCUGUUAUUAGUUUAUUACAGGUCUGAGUGGUCGACUAUUACCUCAUAAAAGUAAACACCUAAUAACUGUUAUAACUUAUAAGUAUACCUUGAUUGUAUGGAAGAUCACAAUUUUGUUGUUGGUCAAGAAUUCCCUGAUGUGAAGGCAUUACGGAGUGCAGUUAAAGAAGCUGCGAUAGCACAGCAUUUUGAGCUUCGUAUUAUUAAAAGUGACCUGAUUCGGUACUUUGCUAAGUGUGCCUCUGAGGGGUGUCCAUGGCGGAUUCGUGCUGUCAAGCUCCCUAAUGCCCCGACAUUUAUCAUAAGAAGUCUUGAAGGGACACAUACUUGUGAGAGAAAUGCACUCAAUGGGCACCACCAGGCUUCUGUUGAUUGGAUCGUGAGCUUUAUAGAAGAGAGGUUGAGAGAUAACAUCAAUUAUAAACCAAAAGAUAUUUUACAUGACAUCCAUAAACAAUAUGGUAUAACUAUACCGUAUAAGCAAGCUUGGCGUGCAAAAGAACGGGGCCUUGCAGCAAUAUAUGGCUCUUCUGAAGAAGGAUAUUACCUACUUCCUGCAUACUGUGAAGAAAUUAAGAAAACAAAUCCUGGAAGUGUUGCAGAGGUGUUUACAACUGGCGCCGAUAACCGAUUUCAGAGACUUUUUGUUAGCUUUUAUGCAUCAAUUUAUGGUUUUCUUAAUGGUUGUUUGCCUAUUGUUGGACUUGGUGCGAUCCAGCUGAAAAGCAAGUACCUUGGCACAUUACUUUCAGCAACUUCGUUUGAUGCUGAUGGUGGUUUGUUUCCACUUGCUUUUGGUGUUGUGGAUGUAGAAAAUGAUGACAACUGGACCUGGUUCCUGUCUGAGUUGCAUAAGGCACUAGAGGCGAGUACUGAAAGCAUGCCACAGAUUAUAUUUUUGUCAGAUGGGCAAAGGGGUAUUACAGACGCUCUGAGAACGAAGUUCUCAAAUUCAUCUCAUACAUUCUGCAUGCGUCACUUGAGUGAAAGCAUUGGCAAAGAGUUCAAGAACUCUAGGCUUGUCCAUCUUCUAUGGAAGGCUGCAUAUGCCACCACAACUAUUGCAUUUAAAGAAAAAAUGGCUGAAAUAGAAGAGGUCUCUCCUGAAGCUGCUAAAUGGUUACAGCAAUUUCAUCCUUCCCAAUGGGCCCCGAUAUAUUUUGAAGGGACGCGAUUUGGCCAUCUAUCCUCUAACAUUGAGGAGUUUAAUAAAUGGAUUCUUGAAGCCCGGGAGUUGCCAAUUAUCCAGGUGAUUGAGCGGAUUCAUAGCAAACUUAAAACCGAGUUUGAUGACCGGCGUUUAAACAGCAGUUCAUGGUGCUCUGUGCUUGUCCCAUCUGCUGAGAAGAGAAUAAUUGAAGCCAUUGACCGCGCAUCUACAUAUCAAGUCCUGAGAUCAGAUGAAGUGGAAUUUGAGGUUCUUUCAGCUGAUCGAUCAGAUAUUGUAAAUAUUGGCAGCCAUAGCUGUUCCUGCCGCGAUUGGCAGCUUUAUGGGAUACCAUGUUCCCAUGCUGUCGCCGCUCUCAUCUCAGGCCGUAAGGAUUUCUAUGCAUUUACUGCUAAGUGUUUCACUGUUGCAAGUUAUAGGGAAACUUAUGCAGAGGGUAUAUACCCUAUCCCAGGAAAAGUUGAAUUGAGAAAAACAGAUGAAUCCACAAUGGAUGAUGAUUUCCUGGUAGUGCGGCCACCAAAACUUCGGCGACCUCCGGGACGCCCUGAGAAGAAGCGGAUUUGUGUGGAGGAUCAUAAUCGUGACAAACAUACAGUGCAUUGUAGUCGAUGUAAUCAAACUGGACAUUACAAGACAACUUGCAAAGCAGAGAUGAUUAAUAGUUUAGAGCAGUUUUAGUUGUUUAAUUCUGUACCACGUAGUUCACCAAGAACUAGGUUCACCAAAGAACUAGUUUGUUACUUUAUUAGCAUGUAGAGAUUUGUGUAGGAAGUAAGCAUUAUUGAGAUCAUGUAUGAUAUAUAAACUAUUGUAUUAAAUCAGUUGUUGUAAGAAAUGAAGUUAAUCAAAAGCUUUGGAAGAAUAUCUGAAGCAUGGUUUUAAGUAGAAUGCAAAAUAUCCUUCUAAUCA
Molecule: messenger RNA, 2334 nt
Organism: Lotus japonicus
Lineage: Eukaryota; Viridiplantae; Streptophyta; Magnoliopsida; Fabales; Fabaceae
Exons: 2
Coding region: 352-2103 (583 amino acids)
Molecular function (GO): zinc ion binding
Source: RefSeq, a predicted model, not a curated record